AUGUCAGAUUCCAACACCACUAACUUCACCAACCCCUCCACCUUUAUCCUGCUGGGCAUCCCUGGUCUGGAGAUGGCCCAUGUCUGGAUCUCCAUCCCCUUCUGCUGCAUUUAUGCUGUAGCCCUCCUGGGGAACUUCACCAUCCUGUUCAUCGUGAAGAUGGAGCCGAGCCUCCAUGAGCCCAUGUACUAUUUCCUCUGCAUGCUGGCUGUCACCGACCUGGUCCUGUCCACGUCCACCCUGCCCAAAAUGCUGAGCAUCUUCUGGUUCAAUGCCAGGGAAAUCGAAUUCAAUGCCUGCCUCACCCAGUUGUACUUCCUUCAUUGCUUCUUAGUGAUGGAGUCCGGGAUCUUCGUGGCCAUGGCGUUGGAUCGCUACGUGGCCAUCUGCCAUCCCCUGAGACAUUCCACCAUCCUGACAAACAGAGUCAUUGCCAAGAUCAGCCUGGCCGUGUUGCUGCGCAGUGGCAUCCUCGUCCUGCCCUAUGUCCUCUUGGCAAAGCAGUGGCCAUAUUGUAGAACCAACAUCAUCCCCCACACAUAUUGUGAGCACAUGGCCGUGGUGAAGCUGUCCUGUGCCGACACCCGCUCCAGUAGUUACUAUGGCCUCUUUGUAGUAUUCUGUGUAUUCUGUCUGGAUGUGUUCUUUAUUGCUGUGUCCUACACGGAGAUCCUCAGGGCCAUCUUCAGCCUCCCCACAAAGGAUGCCCAGCUCAAGACUUUUGGGACUUGCAUAUCCCACCUCUGUGCCAUCUUAUCGUUUUACGUGCCAGGUUUCUUCUCCUCCCUCACAUACCGGUUUGGCCGCAAUGUGCCCCUGCAUUUCCACAUUCUCACAGCCAAUAUGUACCUCCUGGUGCCCCCCAUGCUGAACCCCAUCAUCUACGGGGUGAGGACCAAACAGAUCCGUAGCAGGGUUCUAGGGUUCUUUGCCCAUAAAGGGAUGAAAGAUUUCUCCUAA
Messenger RNA from Pelodiscus sinensis (Chinese soft-shelled turtle), 960 nucleotides. The record is from RefSeq and is a predicted model, not a curated record. Lineage: Eukaryota; Metazoa; Chordata; Testudines; Trionychidae.